Amborella trichopoda is the source of this 2463-nucleotide messenger RNA. NCBI's taxonomy places the organism in Eukaryota, Viridiplantae, Streptophyta, Magnoliopsida, Amborellales, Amborellaceae. The record is from RefSeq and is a predicted model, not a curated record.
AUGGCCUCUCUAAUGCCACAGGGUAACACACUUCAUGGCCACCACAAGCAAAACCCACGUCAGUUCAACCUCCAUGCAUCAAACACUCUCUUGAUUACUCAUAUAAAAUCCAAAGAGUUGCAUUUGGCAAAGCAAGUCUUUGAAAAUAUGCAUGAAAAAAAUGUGUUCUCAUGGACUGCCAUGAUCUCGGGCUAUGCACGCAAUGGCCGUGCCCAAGAUGCUCUAGAUUUUUUCAAUGGCAUGUUGUACUCAGGCAUAAGGCCCAAUUAUAUUUCUUUAUUGGUUAUUAUUCGUGUGGUUUCUCAGAUUUUUGCAGAACAAAAAACCAGUGAAAUUCAUGGGUUUGUGAUGAGAAAUGGGUUCGAAUCAGAAGCCCCUGUUAUAACUUCUCUAAUAGGCUUAUAUUCAUCUCAUAACGAUACAAAGAGUGCUUUCUUGUUGUUUGAUAGAGCAAUUAUGAAGGAUUUGAUCUUGUGGACUGCAAUGGUUUCUGUGUGUUCUCAGAAUGGUCUAUCAGUGGAAGCCAUUAAGUUCUUUCGAGAAAUGUUGAACUCGGGCAAUGAACCCAACCAUGUGAGCAUUGUGAGUGUAUUACCUGCUUUUUCAGACUUGGCUUCCUUGUUAGAAGGCAGAGAAAUCCAUGGCUAUUCAAUCAAACAUGACUUUUAUGCAGAUACCAAUUUGCAAAAUUCUCUUAUGAACUUGUACUCAAAAUGCAGAAAACCGAGUAUCUCAGCCAGAAUCUUCACAAAAAUGGACAGAAGAGACUUGGUCUCUUGGAACACUAUGAUUGGUGGCUAUGCUGAAAAUGGUUUCACCAAUAAAGCUCUGCUCUUGUUCAAAGAAUUGCGAUCUUGGAGCACUGAAAUAGACCUAACCACCAUAAAUAACGUGAUUCUUGCAUGUACCCAAUUGGAAAAUUCACAAAAUUUGAAACAAAUUCAUGGGUUUUUAGCCAAAUCUGGUUUCUUGAAUCCUAUCUUUCUACAAACUAUUCUUUUAACUGCUUAUGCUGAAUUUGGGGAAUUAGAGGCAGUGGAUCAAUUAUUCAAUCAGCUUGCUUAUAAAGAUUUGGUCUCUUGGUCAGCUAUAAUCUCUGUCUAUGCAAAAGCAGGGCUUGCAGACCAUGCAUUGGAGCUUUUCAAACAGAUGCAACUCAAUGGGAAAGACCCUAAUUCCAUAACUUUGGUGAGUGUUUUGCAGGCCUGUUCUUUACUAGGUGCUCAUAAACUUGGCCAAACCAUCCAUUCCUAUGUACUUAGACAUGGGUACUUUGAUUCCAAUAUGUUCUUGGCAUCAGCAUUAAUAGAUUUAUAUUGCAAAUGUGGGAGUUUACACUCUGCAAAAGCUUUGUUUGAUAGAACGGAUAGAAAAGACCUUAUUCUAUGGAGCUCUAUGAUUAGUGGGUAUGAGAUCAAUGGAUAUGGAAAAGAAGCACUUAGGACUUUCUAUGAUAUGUUGGCUUUGGGUUUAAAACCUAAUUAUGUGGUGUUUAUAUCUGUUCUUUCUGCAUGUAGUCACGGUGGAUUGGUUAAUGAAGGUUUAGAGGUGUUCACAUCCAUGGAAAGUGAACACCAAAUUAAACCUGAUUUGGUUCACUAUGCUUGUGUGGUGGAUAUGCUUGGAAGGAAUGAUAAGGUCAAGGAUGCUGUUAAUUUCAUUAAUGAGAUGCCAAUGGAGCCUGACUCAUUCGUUUGGGGUGCUCUUCUCUCAAGUUGCCAGCUCUCUGAUUCUCAUGAUGAUAUUGCAGAUCUUGCAGCCAAGAAGCUUUUCAGGAGGUCCGGAUUCUUACAUUGUAUUGCAGUGCGGCAAUCAGACUCUUCAGAGCCGAGUUGCUUCAGGAUAAUAAGAUUAAGAUUUGGUUGUCCAGGGGUUCACAAUGGAGCAGCUAUAUGGAAUCAGAAAUUGGUAUUUAGAAUGUCAGGUUCAGCAAGAGAAAAUGUGAAGCAUAUAAGAUUGCUGAUAAUGGAGAAGCAUGCUUUGAGACCCCAUGAUUUCAUCGGUGAAACUACAAUAAAUAUAAGAGGAAUACUAAGUGAAGCAAGCAAGUCAGGCUGUAUUGAACUGAAACCAGCUCCUUACAAUGUCGUCCUAAGGGACCACACAUAUUGCGGUGAAAUAACAGUUGGUCUCAAGUUCAUCAUAAAGAAUGUCAUAAUAUAUGCUAAAAUUAUCACAAUUUGCAUUACAAGUGCUAAACUCUUAAGAAUUAGUGAAAGUGGAAUAACAAUUCAGUGUUUAAAAAAUCAAACGCAGGCUCCAACAUGUCAUGGGUCCAAGCCUGAGUUUCCUUCUCCGAAUCAGGCAGAAACGCUUCGGAAAGCGCAAGAACAAGAGCAUGUCACAUUUGAUUCUACAUGGGUCACUGAGAGAGAUGGUUUGGGAGAAAUGGCUGGGUUUCUGAAGGCGUAUCUGCCACUGAAAGAGAUGGAGAAGGCUCCUGGUUCAGUCAAUCUAUUGUGA